Messenger RNA from Apus apus (common swift), 3979 nucleotides. RefSeq names its product CDP-diacylglycerol synthase 1 (gene CDS1). Gene Ontology annotation, molecular function: phosphatidate cytidylyltransferase activity. The coding region runs from base 67 to 1425 and encodes 452 amino acids. The transcript has 13 exons. NCBI's taxonomy places the organism in Eukaryota, Metazoa, Chordata, Aves, Apodiformes, Apodidae. Gene Ontology annotation, cellular component: endoplasmic reticulum membrane. The record is from RefSeq and is a predicted model, not a curated record.
CCCCGAUCGGCCGGGCCCCGCCAGCGGCCGCUCGCCGCCGGGCGGGCGUUGGGCUCCCGCGGCGCGAUGUCGGCGCGGCGGCGGUGGAAGGCGGCGGCCGAGGAGGAGAAGGAGGAGGAAGAGGAGGAGGAGGCGGAGGCGGCGGGCAGCGACAAGGAAGUGGAUUUGGAGGAAAGACUUGUCGAGUUGGAUCUUAGGAAUGAUUCAGAUGUUCCUGAUGUUCCUCCACCAACAGACAGCACUCCAGAAAUUCUCAAAAAGGCUUUGUCAGGCUUGUCUGCUAGAUGGAAAAACUGGUGGAUUCGUGGAAUUCUCUCCCUAGCUAUGAUUUCUGUGUUUUUUCUGAUCAUAUACCUGGGAUCAUUUAUGCUGAUGCUUCUGGUCUUAAGCAUCCAAGUGAAGUGUUAUCAUGAAAUCAUUACUAUAGGUUACAGAGUCUACCACUCGUAUGAUUUACCAUGGUUUAGAUCCCUCAGCUGGUACUUUUUGCUCUGUGUGAACUACUUCUUUUAUGGAGAGACUGUAGCUGAUUACUUUGCUACAUUUGUUCAGAGAAGAGAACAGCUUCAAUUCCUAAUUCGUUACCACAGGUUUAUAUCUUUUGCACUCUAUUUAGCAGGCUUCUGCAUGUUUGUUUUGAGUUUAGUGAAGAAACAUUAUCGCCUGCAGUUUUACAUGUUCGCAUGGACUCAUGUCACUUUGCUGAUCACUGUAACUCAAUCUCAUCUUGUCAUCCAAAAUCUCUUUGAAGGCAUGAUCUGGUUUCUGGUUCCAAUUUCAAGUGUUAUCUGCAAUGAUAUUACUGCUUACAUUUUCGGAUUCUUCUUUGGCAGAACUCCAUUAAUUAAGCUAUCUCCCAAGAAGACCUGGGAAGGGUUCAUUGGAGGCUUCUUUUCCACAGUUGUAUUUGGAUUUGUUUUUUCCUAUUUUCUGGCUCAACAUCAGUACUUUGUCUGCCCCGUGGAAUAUAACAGCGAAACCAACAGAUUUGUGACAGAGUGUGAACCUUCAGAGCUCUUUCAGAUGAAGAAGUACUCUGUGCCACCACUGCUUCAGACUGUGUUGGGAUGGGAAACGGUGAAGAUGUACCCCUUUCAGAUGCACAGCAUUGCACUGUCAACGUUUGCCUCGUUAAUUGGACCAUUUGGAGGAUUCUUUGCCAGUGGAUUUAAAAGAGCUUUCAAAAUCAAGGAUUUCGCAGACACAAUCCCUGGGCAUGGUGGGAUAAUGGAUCGCUUUGAUUGUCAGUACUUAAUGGCCACUUUUGUUCAUGUCUAUAUCACCAGUUUCAUAAGGGGUCCAAAUCCCAGCAAAUUACUGAAACAGCUGUUGAUACUUCAGCCUGAGCAACAACUGAGCGUGUAUAAAGCCCUGAAAUCUCACCUUGUCGAAAAAGGGAUACUGCAGCCAUCUCUGAGAGGGUAGUUUGUCAAAACAGAGGACUAGAAGAAACCUCCAUUUACAAGAAGCCUGUGGAAAAGCAUGGCAUAUAAACAAUAGCUAAAGGAAGAGUAGUUUGUUCUGGAAGAGGUGAAUAUUUCCUGAAUGUAAUGUGAAUGCUAUGACUUCCUAUUAGGACACGGAAGAUCUCGUAUUCCUAAAAUAAUUAAAAUGCUUGCACAGUAACAGAAGUAACAGUACACAUUCUGUAAUUUUAGUUCCUGAAGUGGAUGGCAGCAGUCUUCCUUCAGCACCCAGCUUUGACAGGCUUUGUAUUUGAAAAAACCCCAAACAUUCACUGUUAGUUUUUAAUUACUUAUUGAAUAUUGUGUAUCUCAGCAAUACUUUUUUUGGUCUCCAGUGGCUACUGAAGCAUAAACAGAUGAGGCAGGCAGUCACUUUUAUGUAGCUCAGUGCUGAAAUUACAGUUGGCCAUAAAAUACUUGUUAGCCUACUCGAAGAGGUACUUGCAGCCUGCUAUAAGAGUACCUGUGUUUUCUAAAUCACUAUGAAGGUUAAACUUAGCUCUAUUUUUAGUUAGACAUUUUUCUUAUGAAACUAUUUCAUUCUUUCAAAAGUAUCUUUGCUGCAGUGUAGCUGGGCUAUUUGGGCUGUGAAACUUAUUUUUUUGCUUAAUGUUACAGAUUAUAAUUAUUAUAAUUCUAAUACAGCAUCUACAUCUAAGAGUAGAGAUUACUUGAGAAAAUGGGAUUCUCCAAACCAGUGAAUAGAUGGGGGAGAAUCUGGAGUUUAAGCCCUUGGUUUCCGUUACCUGGUCAGUGUCUGAAGACAGUAAUUCAAGCCUUAUUCCUUGUGCCUCUUAACUACUGUGUAGGAUGGGGGUAUUUCCUUCUUUUUAAAAGCACUUUGAGGUCCUGAGUAAAAGUGAAGUUUAAGCACUGUUUUAUUAAUGUGUUACUCAAUGAAGGUUGAAAUUAAUGAAUGUGCACAGUGCAAGACAGGCUGCAUGGUUCUUCAGCUGUGUAUUGUUAUUUAUUAAGAAGCUCCUCAAGCAAGCUUGGUUCAACUACAUAGGUGUUUGAAUGGAGAAAUUUGAUAGAAAACAGCUAUUCUGUAGACUUAGUGGGGCAUACAAGGAAAGCUGAUGCUCUGAAAUUCUCAGUCCUAGUUGUUUUCUAACUUUUUUCAACAUGUGACAUGUCUUGAUGCAAAUAAAAAUUUAAACUUUUUUUUUUUAAAUUACAAAACUGACUCCUGUACAAACAGAAAGCACAAAUGCCAAUUCUGUUUUGAUAUAUUGUAACCUGAUCCAAUUUAAUUCUUCCAAAUAAUUGUAAAUAAGUUUCUUCUGCAGUGAAGGUACAGAUGCUGCCUAAAUGCUUGUGUGUAUAUAUAUAAAAUUUAAAAAAUGCUAUGUGUAAAUAUUAAAGGUGAAAAUUUUAAAUGGUUGGUGCUACUUGAGGAUAAAAACAUGGAGAAAAUCACUAGGGAGGGUGACAAGCUGUAUCUGUAAAAUUCAGACUACUUUUUGUUGAAAACCAUGUAGCUGAAACCACCGUGCGCUUUGUAAUUCCCAUGGAUGUCAGGUAUUUGACAGAAUUAAAUUCUGUCUGACCUGGAGAUUGCAGUACUGCAUUGAAGAAACAUUCCAAGAGGUGAAAUGUGUCACCACUGCUUCUGUUUCAGUGGCCGUGUGACUUAACCAUUAACUGCAGGGAACUGAAUUUCAGCCCUUCCAGCAGAGGACAUCAUAGCCCAAGGUUAAAAGGUAGCACAGCCAGGGAGUGGGACAUGUGGAAAGGUGCUUUAAAAAGAAGGGAAAACAGAGGGUGACCAAAGUAGCAUACCUGAAAAAUUAACUCUUAGAUGAGGCUCUGGUUAUGUAUGGGACUUCAGUAGAUGCUUAUGAAAAAAACCACAACCAUACUGGAGCUGGUAUAUCUUUACACUGGGUAUUUAAAAAUAUUUAAAAACUAAAAAUUAUAUAUGGAAUAUAUAUAAAGGUAAUUGUUACUUCAGAAAAUGAACUUUUUAGUGUAAUUUUAUAGCAUGUAUAAUAAGGAAUUUAAAAUAUAUUUUAGAACUUAAAUACAACAUAGCAUUUGAAAUUAAUUGCUAUAUAUUUGCACAAUAGAAAGUUCAACACUGUGAUUCUGCUGUUCAAUGUUAAAAUGAGGAAGGGAUCAUUUACAAACUCGUUCUUCAGUUUUCUGGAUAGAGUAAUAGCUUCCUGCUUGCUUCAGCUUGGUGUAAAUAAAGCUCAGCAGCACUUGCCACUGAGAAGUUUCAACUACACUUGCUUACUAUGAAGUGCAUUUAUCCCACUUGUUACUUCUAUUUGUUCAAGCAUUGCAACAUUAUCAACAGGGAAGUUUAACUUUUUACACCAGUGAUUCUUUUCAUUUGCACUUUUGUUCCAAGUUGCUACAAUUACCCAUUGAGCAAAAAAAUAAUAAUUGUAUAUUAUGUAAAUAUUGUAAAUGUUACAGGUAUAUAAUGUCUGUUUUAGUUUGACUGUUUCAAUCUUUCAUUGAAGCAGGUGUUGUAAAAAAUAAUAAAAAUAAAACCUGGACAUAAA